Porites lobata is the source of this 24069-nucleotide messenger RNA. The record is from the annotation of a GenBank genome assembly. NCBI's taxonomy places the organism in Eukaryota, Metazoa, Cnidaria, Anthozoa, Scleractinia, Poritidae.
CUACCCUAGAUUUUAAGAUGGCGGAUGUUUUAGUAUGGGUUUUCCUAGGCCUGCAGCCUCAUAUAACGUGAGCUUGUCAAAAUCAGCUCUCUCAAACUACUAUGGCGGCAGAGCCAACAGUAUCAAGCUCUCAUGUGGAACACCUCCUAGCUGAGAUUGAAUCAAGUGACGGGCUUCUUGGACCAACGUUAAGGUGAACACAGUUGUUUUUUUUUUUCUCGCAGAAAACUCUAGACUUUCUGUCGUGAAAUGGAAACGUGUAAUCGAGAAAGUGUUUCUUUGUUCAUUUGGCUGAAAUUCAUUUUUUAAAACUAAAACAGAGCCGUGUAUGAUGGAGAGCAACAUACAGAAUUCAUGGACAAGCUGGAGGAACGAAUUCGGGUCCAUGAUAAGGAGAUCGAACGAAUGUGUAACUAUCAUUAUCAAGGCUUCAUUGAAUCCGUAAACGAAUUACUCAAAGUGCGAGGAGAAGCAAGGAAACUCAAGGUAUUUGUGCAUGUUAUCAAUGUCUUCAAAGUUUUAAUCGUAAUAUUUAUUCACGGUAGGGAACUUCUUCACUAAGCUUUAUUUCCACACCUUGUCCUUAGCGUUUGUUAACGAAAGAAUUUCCUGGUCCCCUUUCCCAACUAAACAACCUUGGUUUGCAACCACUUGACAAGGCGGCCAUGUCGGGGUUCAAUACAACAUAAUUUUUUCUCUAAGAAUUUACUUGAAAAUAGAGUUUCGUUCCCAGAGGAGAGAAAUGCUUUUGUUAUUGACCACCACUAUGGCCACCGUGCCCCGGAAGGGAGGGGGGGGGGGACUCUGCAUAUGAAAAGGGUGGGGAUGCUCGUUGUCUCUUUUGGUCUCACUUAGGGUGUUCUGGGCAAAACGACAUCAUGUUUAGCUGUGAAGAUCUCGUUUCUCCCUGAUUCGUGAUCUGUUUCUUGGAAUGUAUAUACAUAGAUCCUUAACAAGUGUAGUUGUGGUAGUUUGUGAAACUAUUCCUUAAACAUUCUCCAUAUAAAAUGCAUGAGUAUAAACUAGUAAGACUUUCUUCCAUAUUGUGCAGUCUAAUAGAUUAAGAGACUUCGUCUUUUUAAUCAGAUGAAAGUAAAAGAAGUCAAUGCAGCUAUGCAGGAAUCAGGACGUGAGGUCUGUAUGAUUAUACCAUGUAUAUUUAUGUUGGUCCACUUGCCAAGCAUAUGCUUCCUACCUACCUGUUACCAUUAUAUCUAUCAGAGGAACUAAAUGCUAAUGUUCAUUUUGAUUUAUAGCUGACUAGCAAGUGUGAAAAUUUAAUUCAUUGCCGCACAACUCAAAGGAACAUUGUGUCAGCUAUAGAAACUCUUAGCCUUUGCUUACCAGGUGAGCAGUGAAUCCCGGGGGGUGGGGGGGGGGGGGUUACUCCAGAUGUCAAGUGACUGGGAUGAUCGAGUGGGUAUAAAAAUCAAAACCCAAAAAAAUCUGUCGGGCUUUGAACAAAACCCCCAAAAAUCUGUGAACCAAAAAUUAACCCCCCCGCCCAAAAAAAUCCCAUGAGGAAUUUUCGAGCCAGAAUAUGCAGGCACUACCACGAAUCUUCAGAUUGUUGUUAAUACCCAAAACAAUCCCUACUUAAAUCAAGCCAUCCAAAAAAUACCAGCCAAAUUUUCCUAUCCAAAAAAAAUCCUGGAAUUGAAAAUUUGAAACCACAAAAAAUCCCUCGAUCAUCCCCGUCACUUAAGAUCCUGAGUACUGCCCUGGGCAUUGAAUAAAACAGCGAGGGAGAUUUGCCUUUUUAAUUAAUCUCUCUCUCCACCAUCAGGUUGCAUAGAAAGUCAGUUUUAUGGCUUGCCAUUUGGGAAAGCUCUAGCUAGCAUGUACUAGCCCAAAAAAUUUUUCAUGAGCAGGAUUGAUUACAGCUCUUCUGUAAUUUUAAUUCCCCCAGAAACCAAAAAAACCUAAGAAUUCGGUAUCCUAAUAGCAAAAUCCAGUAGACCCAGGCUAUCGAACGCAACUUUUUUAGUACCCUGCACCAUGUGGUGCAUAAGGCCACACCUUGGGUUUAAAAAAGGCUGGUUUAUAGUGGAAAGUGCACUUAGCUUACCUUAUUAUAGGAAAUUAACGCUCCAUGAAAUUAACGCGAAUCGUUAAAAUUCGCAUUAAUUUAAGUCGCGUUAAUUUUGUUGAGCAUUAAUUUCCGCAACGUUAAUUAAGUGCAGCGUUAAUUUCCGCGCUCUUAAUUUCCAGUAUUUUAACCCCAAUUUUGGAACCUGUCCAGACAUUCUUGACACCUAACUAAUUAACACAAGCUUUCUUUCUUUCCAUUUACCCUUUAUUUUUCAUCUUUCACAAAAGCUAAGGCGAAGGUUUACAAUAUUUCGAGUUCAUCUUCAUCGUUGUCGCUGUCAGAAGUGAUGUCAGCUCAGUUUUGUUCAGUUUUGAAUUUUUUUGCAUCCAGUGUUAAAAUAAAUUUGUUCCAGUUGUCACCACCAACUGUGUCUUAAUCGCGUUAAUUUCCUUUAUUAUGAAACUCUACCUCCCGUUUCGUGUUAAUUUUCUUUAUUCGAAAGUCGUUUCCCACUAAAUUUGCGUUAAUUUAAGUCGCGUUAAUUUCCAAUACCUUAAUUUCAUGGAGCGUUAAUUUCCUAUAAUAAGGUAUCUAGCUAGUUUACAGGCACUCCACUCAGAUACUUAAAAACAAAUAAUUCAAAUACAACAUAACAGGAUUAAAAACCCAAACCUGGCAGGAGGCAACCAGUUGGAUAUUUACAAGCGUGGCGAAGGAUUUGAACUCGGGACCACCCAGAACAAAUCCCAAGACCGCCAGAUGAGCGAGUCUGACAUGAUAAUUAUCUGAACCAGUUUCAUUGGGCUGUUUAACAGUUAUUAUUAUUUCAUAUCUUUGAGUAUGUAUUCAUAGAUGGCUGAAGGAAGUAUACUUGUAAAAUAUAGUAUUUACAUUUGGUUAAGAGAAUGAAUUUUUAGAGACUUGAGUCAGAAACAUGUUUGGUGUAUUUCUCUUGCAGUGUUAGAGAUGUAUGCAAAACUCAAGGACCAGAUGAAAAACAGAAGGUUAGCGACCUCUCUACGUGUAUAUGUACUUAACUUACUUAUAUGUACUUAACUUACUUAUAUGUAUUUUUUGUGGCCAAUGAAUUGUUUUAAUUAAAAUUGAUUUUUGUGAGUACAUGUAUUUUCUUUUGUUUGCAGGUACUAUCCAGCAUUGAAAACUCUGGAGCAACUUGAACACACAUAUCUUCCACGGAUCAAAAGGUGCCCCAUUAUUAAUUUUAAUACUAAUGUUAAUAGUCAGCCAAGGUAAUAAAAACCUUCAGUUAUUUUGUGGUACAGUUUUGUAAAAGUGAGGUCCUGUCCCACCAUAUGUUUUAGAUAUUCUGACCAAAACCAAAGCAUCAUCACUGUUUGGCCUCACUGUGACAACAAUGUUUUUGCAGAAUUAUUUCAAUAAACUUCUAUUAACCAUAAGGAUAUUGUUGUGUGAUUAACAGAUUUAGAUUUGCAGAGAUUAUGCAAAACAGUAUUCCUGUUCUACGGAAGCACAUCAAAGAAGCAUCAAUGGCUGAUCUGAGGGUAAGCCUCGUGUAGACAUACCGUAUGUCAGAUCAGUUCAAACUAAACAACCUGUUAUUACAGUACCUAUUACAAAAUAUAAUUUAAGUUCAGGAAUGUUAAGAAAACCCUAAAAUGAUUAUUCUGGUGUUAUUAAUUAACUAAAAUUCAUUAUUAAAUUCUCACAUUUGUUUGGCUUCUUCCUAAUUAUUCAGGGGCGUAGCCAGGAUUUUUCAAAGGGGGGUUCACAGACAGGGACACCAUCCGGGGAUCGCCGACUAUAUAAUGGUUUAUACCGCUGCUCUCCCUCGUGAAUCAGUGGGCUCAGUCGUAUUAUUGCAACAUGAUGGCCCAUAUUAACUAAAGACAAGAGCCGUUGACGAAAAUACUUUACAAAAAAACAAAAUUUUAAAAAAGUGGGCUUUUCAACAAUGGCCUUUAUGGCCAAGAUAUUGUCAUGGCGUUUUCGCCACCUGAAUAUUGUAGGUUGUUUGCUCAAAAGAAGGCCUACCAAGUGGGGGUCACGGGCACCCCAGGACCCCCCCCCCCCCCUAGCUACGCCCCUGAUUAUUGGUAUUCUUAUUGAUAUUGUUGAAAAUAGUAAAUCUGGGAUUGGAUGUUACAAGGAUUGACGCGUAGGUUUACAGAUUUACAACAGAUACCGUAAUGUUGAUAGACGCAUUCUUAUCUUGUAGGAUUUUCUUGAGAAGAUCAGGAAGGUCUCUGAGAAGUUGGGUUCAAUUGCUAUGAAGCAGGUUGGUUGCUAAUAAACCAUUUUUUUUCUUGAAUUUUAUGUCCAGAAAAGGAGUGUAGCUUUUUAACAUCUAAACCAUGCUUAUUUCCAAAAAAAAUCCCCCUUUUUAUAAAUGUUACACCAAGGCAAACUCACAAUGUUAGUGCUUACCCUGCCAAUGGAUCAAUGACUGAUUUCAGCUCUGUUCUUUUUCCGUUGAACAUGAAUUGAGCUAAAUAUAUGUGAACUUGUUGUCUGUGUUUUUUGCUAUCUGUCGGCUGAAUUUAUGCUAAAUAUUAUGCUUUGUAAUAAUAAUUUAUGCAUUUAAGAGUAAAACAGGACUAUGAAACAAAAAAAAAGAAGAAGAAGAAAAGAAAGAUCGAAACAAGUAGGGGUCUUCACAACAGGAUAUCCACGGCUGUUCGCACAUCAUUGUACUUCCUAACCCUGUCCAACAUCCUUAACUUUAGUGGCGCUUUUACAGUGAGUUUCCUGUGGGUUUGCAAACAUAUUUCUAGUCUCUGAAAUACUCAUAUGUAGUUGUGUAUUUUGGCGAUGCAGCUGACUCUGUCUCAGACAGACUCCUUUGUUUUUAGCACUUCAUGGGGUCCAUUUUAGCCAGGUGUCUGUUAGGAGGGAAUCUACUGCACUAAUACUUUUUAUUGAGACAAUUAAAAGGCAUUCAAAGAGCGUCACUACAAAAAUGAUUACAGCAAGCACAAAGGAUUUUGUUUUUGGAUUUUGUUUUUUAUUACUAAGUCAAUGAUGAUCUUGUGUACUGUAGGCUAUACAAAAAAACAACUUGACCCUCCCGCCUGGUGUUGGCCUGAAGAAAAAAGGAGAGGAUGAAGUAAGUACAGAUAAAUACAGAAUUUAUAGUAAUGAUAUAAAUAGGCUGGAUAUUUUGCCAAGUUUUUUUUUUGCACUUCUUAUGGACUGAGUGUCUUCUUUCAAGCAGUCUCAUGUGGAAUAAGGAAAUUCUUUGGGGUUUUUCCAUGACCAUAAUAGAUAUAUUAUAGUUUGUACUGUCCUGUGGAUUGUGGUUCCCUGUAAUACAUAAUGAUUAUGUUUUUGUUUUGAAGGAGUUAGACAAGUCUGCUCAAGAUUUGGUUGAUUUUUCUCCUGUCUACAAAUGCUUGUACAUUUUCACUGUUGUUGUAAGUCAAUUUGUUUAUUUCUUCAAUGUAUAGAACUACUGGCAGCUUUUUUUUCAGGACAGUGUUCAAGCAGCUAGAACUGAGAAUAAUGACUUAACAAAAACUUAUGUCUAUGGUGUUUUAAAGUUAAAAUGAAAUUCAGGUUAAAAUGGUUGGAACCAUUUUAAGGAGAAAUUUUAUUUUGACCCACAAAACCUACAUUGACCAUUAUUUUGAAUCUUUUUAUGGUCCCAGUUACUUUGUUGUAACAGUUAACCAGCUGCCUUGCUUUAUAAUGGAAGGUGGGUGCCUCUACUGGGCAGGGCCUUUACAUUAUUUUGGAAGCCAGCCCCUAGGUAGAAUCUGCUCCAAUGGCUGGUAAAUCCAUGAGCCCCCAUUUCAGGCACCCAUCACUCUGGGGAAUCAGUGGAAGGAGACAUAGAGGGUAGGGAGGGUAGGGGAACACUAAAACAUUUGCUUUAAUUUGUUCCACAUCAACACACGUACAGCCACUAUGUAAACACUCAAGAAAGAACUUGACAUCCUGGCUUUGACGAAGCAACAAUAUUCUAUGCGAGCCUAGAUUUGUGAGUUUGGCUGCUGAUUAUGACCGCUGGAGACUGCUAAGCUCAUCUGGUGGAUGACUUUAUUAAAUUUAUUAUUUAACUAAAUUUAAAUGUACAUAAGCAAAGAAAUUUAGGCUGUUUACAGAGUUACAUGUACAAAUACAUUACCUAUGCAUAUGCAGACUACAUUUUUUAAAACAAAAUAAUAUGACGAAAGAUGAAAAGUUUGGCAUGUUGUCUUUGUUUUCUAAGGGAGAACGAGAAACCUUUGACACUUACUACAGAAAGCAAAGAAGAAAACAGGCUAGACUAGCCCUCGAGCUCAAUCAUGGAACAAGGGUAGGUUUAAUUGACAUCAGUUAUGUUUUGAUACAAGAAUAAUAUUAUUAAUUAGUCAUAUAUUGCAAAUUUUAUUGAUGAUGUGACUUCUGCUUCAUUUUGGAGUCAAGUAUCACAAUUUACAGCACGUGGUCCUGGCAUGAAUAACUAUCGUGAUGGAUACACGGUGUAGCUGUGGGGGUCCACUGACCUAGUAAAUCCAUGAUGGCGGUCAUCGAGUGUAUCGUAAUUUACCCUCUUCCUGUUUUGUCGUGCAGUAUCAUUUCUUUAAUUUUGAUGGUUGCAUUUGUUGCGAAAAAGGUAAUACCAUACAUUUCAUGUAUUUGGCGUAUUGUAAUAUUACUGUAACAGUAGUAGUAAGUAGGGUUGGAGGUCAAAAAUAAUACCAUACAUUUCAUGUAUACUGUAAAUCUGGUAGUUAUGAUAUAUAGAUUUAGCCUAGGCUAAAGGAAAAGCUCCCAUUAACAAAAGACCAUUGCAAAUCCACUUGGAGUUGAGCAUGUAAUCAAUUAAAAACUACUAACUUGUCAGCGGAGAAGUUAAAAAAACGUAACUGCAAUGGGUCGACACCUGAGCCUGCAAUACAGUCAUGUGAUACUAGUCAGAGGAUACCCUGUUUUCACAGCUGGCAAUUGACCACAACAUGGAUGUGCAAUAUUAGAUUGCAGGUUCCCAUACUAGCUAGAAAGUGUGACAUUUUACAUUGGUUUCCCUGUGGUGGGGACAGACAGUUGUUCGGCGGAUGUACGGUAAUGAGACCGGCAAAUUAAAAUUUCCCAGGGCCAAGUUCCUGAAAGGCCGAUUAGCGCUAACCCAGGAUUAAAAUUUUGUUCCACUUUAUGUAUUCACUUUCCUAUAUAUUGCUUAGAGUAACGUUUUGUGUUGUUAUUACCUUAACCAGGGUAAAGGCUCAACAGAUUUUUUUAAGGUCUAGAUGCAUGGUUCUUAGGGAAGAAAACCUUGCUAAAAGUUGGCUUAAUCGUGGGUUAAACUUGAUCAUCUUUCUAGGAACCUGACCCAGAUGUAUAGAUUUCCAAAUUUCCUUAGCCAUGGGGCUCUACUAUAAAGAAGAUGAAAUCCACAAAAUCGCUGUGAUAUUUAAACAGAUGCUUAAACUAAGAGUAAAGCAGUAGGUGACCUCUGAUAGUCUGGUGUCGUUCCAGUUUCAAUGGUUAUAAAUUGUAAAUCAAAGGGUAUAAAACUCAACAUUACAUGUAUGUUAGGCAAGUCACUUACAGUAGGCUAUGACCUUAUCCCACACAUCCCUUCAGUUGUAUUUCACAUGUCUGUGAUGUGUAGAAUUAUUUUUCUUUGACUUUGUUUUGGCAGGAUGCAAAUAUUGAAGCAUAUAAAGCUUAUUUUCAUCAAAUUGUAGGGUAAGUCAGAAAAAAGAAAAUGUCAUUACAAUAAGCAAACUAUUAUACAUAUUUUACCUGCAUGGCAUGGCACAGCUAGUGUGUUUCUCUGGAUGUUAUUUUAAUUUGUAAUUGUAAAAAAAUCAUUGAUAAACAAAACCAUUUUCCAUUUUCAUUGCUUCAAUUAUUCAUUCAUCACAAAAUGUGUGUUAUUAUUUAAUUGUUUUUGUUACAAUUUUAUUACAUUAUAUGAUUACUUAUUUCAGUUUUGUUUUCUUUGAAAGGUUUUUUGUUGUAGAGGAUAUAAUUCUCCACACAACCAAGGGUCUAGUGACCAGGUAUUGUUCAAUUUACUGAUAAAUAUGUUAUAAUUAAUUUUUUAUCUCAUGUAAUUUUUGUUUUUCUUUUGUUUUUGGGUAUGUUAAUGUAUGCUAAUGAAGUUGAAACAAAGGAAACAUAAAAAUUGCCUAACAUAAAAGAUUAACUACAGCCUGUACAACAUAAAUACACGAUGUAUGACUGUUGUAUUUCUAACUGUGUAUCAUUACCUGCUCUGUUAACCCAUUAAGUCCCAAUAGUGACCAACAGCAAUUUUCUCCUAACGAUAUCCAUACAUUGUCAUGAGAUGAGGUUAUGAGAAUUAAUAAAAUGAUCACCUAAGAGAAAUACUUUGAUCUUUUAUCAAAUUCUCCUAACUAAUUUUAUUCUUAAAGGAAAUGUAUAGAGAUCAGUUUGGAGAAUUUGUAUUUGGAUAUUGGGGCUUAAAGGGCAUCUCUAAGAUGGCCUUAAUGGGGUGGAGUGGGUAGUGAGAUUUGAAGUAUAAUUAUUUGAACUGGGAAAAAUGAGUCACUGAGACAGAAUUAUUCCUCUGGAGUUGAUUAUAACAAAACUUUAAAAUGAAAGCCAUCUCCAAAAAAGUUAGACUAAGAUUAAGGAAAUUUGUUCCUUCCACCCUCUGGGACACACCCCUAAGUGCAUGUCAUACAUCAGUUUACUUUUCCUACAGUUUGCAGGUGAGUUGCUUUAGGUUUUCAAAAUAACAGAGAAAGUUUUGAAAAUUUUUAUGCAUUAUCUUGCAAGCUGGUUUCGGCGCCUAGAUGAUUCAAAUCAUGUACUGUUGUGAUUUAAUUUCGUCCUUAGUUUUAAUGUUAUUUUCUGAUGUUUUACAGAUCAACAGUUGAUGAUCUUUGGGAAAUGGCAGCUUCUAAAAUUGCACCUGUCUUGCUUACAUGUACACAGUCGGUAAGAGAUAAGUGUACUGUACAAUGAAUGUUGUAGGAACAAAGCCAGUAAUAAUUAGUAGUUUUAAUGUUAUUUAAUCUUAGUGAUAGACCGUGAACAGUUGUCCUUUGUUCCUUGAUCGCUUUACCUGGAGACACGACUCAAUCCUUAACUUCAUUGCCAAGUCACUUCAACCUGUAAUUAAUGUUGACUCUUCACUCUAUGCAGAUGUUAAUGGUUUUCUGAAUCCCUCAAUAAUAACUGGUGAAAAUUAUCGUCCAGACCUUCUUUUCCUAAUCCAGUCGAAGUGCCUAUAUGUUCUAGAAUUAACAGUUGGUGUCGAGUCUAACCUUAACAACAAUGCAGUGCGUAAGAAAGAAAAAUAUCUGAACUUGAUCAACAAAAUGAGUAGAAAUUACAGAUGUGUGAGAUUUGUAAAUCUCUCCAUGAAUUCCCGUGGCGUUUUCUCCGAUGAAUGCUCCACGUUCUUAGACAUGAUGAAUGACAUUGGCAUUGACAAAAAGCAGCAAUGUUAUAUAAUCAAGAAAAUGAUAAUAUAUAGCCAUUAGAGCAACAUAUUACAUCUUUUGUUGUAGAAGUAGGAACUGGGAUAGCCCAGACUUAAUGCAAUUUUGAUAUAUAUAUAUUUUUUUUUUUGGCUUUUGUUUGGUUUUGUUUUUGUUUUUUGUUUUUUGUUUUUGUUUUGUUUUUUGUUUUGUUUUUAAUAAUCCAAUCUCAAGCAGCAUUUGUAAAUUGCCUAUACGUAGCAAGAUUGUACAUUCAAAAACACAAGUAAAGUUUCCAUUAUUAUUAUUAUUAUUAUUAUUAUUAUUAUUAUUAACAUGUCACUGCAACAUGUCCUGGCCUUUAGUUUUUUUAAGACACUGUACAUGUAUGCAGAUAAUGAUAAAAUUUUUACUUAUUAAACAUAAAAAGUGGCAUAUGUCUCUUCUUUGUGAUAAAUCCUUUACAGUGUAAUUAAUACACUUCUUCUUCUUAAGGCUUAUUGUGAGGAUCCAUCUCUGUUAUUAAAAGUGAAAGAGCUCAUUGUAUGGUUUUGUCACACACUUUCGGUAGGUGUCACACUGUUGUCCUUCAAAUUUAUGCUCUGACUCUCUCAUUUAUGGUUGGGGGUAUGGGUAGGAAAUUAAAAGAGUUCUUUAUUUUCACCUCUCCCCUUAGUUAAUGUGGAGUUUUUUCAUCUCCUCUUGGUUAAUAUGGGGAGGAAUUUCAAUAUUCCCCAACUGUUAAUUUGAUUUCUAUUCUAUAAGUUAUUGCAUGCCUUUGCCCUGUAAAUGGCUUGACUGUUGCAUGGCUCAGAUGACCUGGUAAAAUGGCGGUCCUUCUCCAGAAGAGAUGUAAAAAUAGUUUCCCCAACAGCGCUUUUGUGGUUAACCAACUGCCUCUCUUAAGUGGAAGGUGGGUGCCUGGGAUACCCAGGGGCUUCCACUUUGGCCAGCCAGCCCCUAGAUAGAAAACUGCUCCCAUGGCUGGCAAAUCCCUGCAACCCAGCCAUGAGCCCCCAUUCCAGGCACCCGUCACACUGAUGAAACAGUGGAAGGAAGAAAAACAGGGAUGGUAGGGGGGUAAGGUGCUAAAUGAACCGCUCCACAAACCACUGCACAAACACUUGACGAGGAACUCGCAGAUCCUAGCUGUGUACAAAGUUACCACAAACCAUGUGAGCCUGCACUUAUAGGAUUGACCGCUGGAUGCCCGCUAAGCUCGUGGGCUGCUUGACCGCUAAGCUUGUGGACCACUUGACCGCUUAACUUGUGGACUGCGUAACUGCUAAGCUUGUGAACCGUUUGACUGCUAAGUGCGUGGUGGUUAACUUAGUUAAAUUACAUUUAACCAAAUUAAAUGCAUUAACACUUGAAUUGCCUUUAACGCUUCAAGUCCCAAAAGGAACAAACGUUGAUUUUCUCGUUAACAAUAUCAAUCCAUAAUCAAUAGAAAGGGUUAGGAGAAUAGCCACUUUCGAGUUCCAAAAACCCUCAGUUUCAAAACGAGGCCAAGUGCACAACCUUUCUUGUGAUAAUGAGUUUUAUUUGCUUGAGAAUGAAAAAUAUUUUCCAUAUCAACGGCUGAGCACUUAUAUGUCACCUUGUUUUGAUAAAGAGGCCUGGGGGAACUUGGAAAUGGCUUAUUGAUCACCAUAGCAAGGAAAAUGCUUUGAUCUUUAAACAACUUCUCUCCACUAAUUCCCUAAAGAAAUAUACGGAGAAUAGUCUGGAGUAAUUAUUGUAUCUGGAUACUGGGACUUGAAGGACUCUCCUAUCAUCAAGUGUUAAAGAUGUUUUGUUUUCUUGCCUUUUUUUAGGGGUUUGGAUUUAAUGUAAAUAAAAUUUUUGAAGUCCUUCUUGAAAUGAGGUGAGUGAGCUUGAAAAUAAUGCAACAAUGUUCCGAACUCUUCACAUGCACUCUACUUUUUACUAAAAGUUUUUUUUAAAAAUUUCGUUACUCUGUUUUAUUUACUGCCAUUGCAUUGCUCAAGAAAAUAUCCCAUAUACCCCCAACCCCCCACCCCUCUGAAAAUUCCAUUAUAGCCUUAUACUUAACCUUAAGAAUUUCGACCUGUAAGGCUGGCUGUUUCAAUGAAGUGGGCCAGACUAGUUAGCCAGGCUGUUCCACUUCACUAGGCCUUCAUGGCUCAUGCCUGACUUCCACAAAAUGUUUGUUGUGUUAAGGUGGGCUGGCCUUCUUCUCAUAAUUAUAACAAAGCCCUGAUACCCUCCUGCCCACUGUGGAAUUUCUGAUACCCCCUGUGGGUUAGUUAUGGACAUUUUCUGAUACGAUACAUUCCCAAAAAAAUAUCAAUGCUUUUUCUGUUUUUUGAGGAAGCAUUCCUCCCAAGAAUUACAAGUUACCAACAUUUCUAAACUACAGGACAUGUACAGUCUGUACUAAAUAUGUUUUACUGUCAUCUCUCUAGGCAUCAGUACAAUGAAAUUUUAUCAAAAGAUUGGGAAGCUAUAUUCAAGUAAGUUGAUUUAUUUAGCCAUGUGUUUUUAUCUUCUCUCUUGUGCUUUCAUUCUUUUAUCUUAUUUGUCCUAAUGUCUUUAUUGUAGUUCAUCCUAUUUUUCUUCCCUUUCUUACUCACUCUUUUCAAUUUUUUUUCCUUUUCCGUAUCCUCCUCUUCUUUGCCCUAUAAUUAAUUUUAGGUGUGUCCCUCAAAUCCAUGUUACUCAUGGUUAUUUUGUGGAUCAAUGUUGUACAUUAUUAUCUUUGGACUUUCAGGGAACCAACCAAAAGUCAGAACUGGUGGUUUGGGCUGGUCAUUUUGAAAACGAAACAGGCUUUUGUUGAGAGUUUUCAUCUGAAAGCCCACCACUUCCAUGCAUACUAUUUAGGAACAGACAGAUCGAGCUGAAGUACUUCUGAUUAGUAAUGGAGGUCCCUUUCCCGAUUGGGGGGCAAGGGGGGGUCUAGCCAGUCUUUUCUGAAAAUGCCCGAAGUGUUUACUAGUCUGCAGACAACAAGGUGCCAGUUGAUAAUGCAUCUUUAAAUUCGACAUUUUUUUGAUGUUGCUUGUACUUGUGUAGGCAAAUUUUUGAUGAAGAUAAUUACACGCCAAUAAGCUGCAAGGAUGAAAGUGAAUACAAUGAUGUUUUAAGAGAGUUUCCUUUUGAUGAUCCAGAGAUGGCUCAGGUGAGAUCUGUUGUUCAAAACAGAUAACCUUGUUUCUCCAAAUAGAAGACACUAUAAUGACUCCAGAUCAAGGUGUCUUGUGAUCUAAAAACAAAAAUUAAGUUAGCAAUUUUAAAAGCUCGGAAGUGAAAGAUCUGCAAACUUGGUUUACUGCUCUUCCUUAAUUUUCAAUGAUUUUACCCCAAGAAUUUGAAUACCACCGACAUGUGCAUUUAUCAGCAAGUUAAACUGGAAAACUGCUUGCUGGACCACAUGUUGCAACUUAUAUCUGGUUGUGAUACUUGGUUGUUUUUUUUCUUUUUUUAAAGAAGUUAGUUUAGACACACAUUUAACCAUCCACAAUUUAGUUUUUAUUUUGUCAUUAUAUGCUUCUGUGGCAAAAAAAUCUUGUUUUUGUUCAAGACUUUUGCAUGUAUAUUACAAACCAGCUCUGUAAGUAACAUUGACUCAGUAAAUUUGAGACAUUUCCCUAAUUUUACAUUCAAUUUUCUAGGAAAACUUUCCAAGACAGCUGCCAUUUUCUGAAGGAGUGGUUAAGGUUUAUAAAGAGGUAACACUGAUUUUUCUUUGAUCUAAAUGAGAACGAAUCCAGUGAAUUGUACAGUCUCUCAGAUCGGAACGGGGCAUGUUGAGGCUAUGUUUUUGACCAGUUGUUCAUCUCAAGAAUGUCAAAAAGCAGUAGGCUUAACAUCCGUUACAAGAACUGUUCAUGUUCAUCACAGUCAUUUGUAAACUUCUUUAAAAUGAUGGUUUUUGGGGUCUUAAACGUACAAUGGUGAAUUUUUCUUUUUCUUUUCAAUAAUGGUUUUGCUCUCUAGAAGAAUUCAACUCCAAGAAAAUUCACCUAUUCUUGACAUGCUAUGUCAGUUGAAAUAAUCGCCAAAAAAUUAGUUUGAGAUAACACCCGACAUUAAAUGGCGAUGCAACCUCUGUUUUCCCUCGAAAUGACGUCUGAGAAACGAGCGCAGAAAUUCCAUACUGAUGACGCGUCACUACCCAGAUCUAAGUAGUACUUCUGAUUGGUCGUGCUACAUGGGAAAUUUGUUUCGACCAAUCAGGAGCACUAACCAGAUCUGGGUAGUGACGCGUCAUCAGUAUGGAAUUUCUGCGCACGUUUCUCAGACGUCAUUUGGCGGGAAACCAGUGGUGGCGUUCGGAAAUGUCGGCUGUUUUCUCAGGCUAUAGAGGAUUUUGAAAGAAUGUAAAAUCAUUUUACUAGUUGCAUUGCGUGCUGUUGUCGUUGCUAAGCUUCCUUUUACAUUAUACAUACAUAGCGCAUUUAGCAAGGGUAUGAUGUUGGGACAGAUGUUUUUAGAUUAACCAUGGUGAUUUGUUUCCUGUGACAGGUUAAAAACUACAUCAAUUCAUGUUUAAAAUUCAAUGAAAACCUCAAUGUCAGGUAAGGUUGGUACACUAUGACGUAAUGCUGCUCUGUAUUCUGAAAUGGAGCCAUGAGGCACGUUGUUUUUGUUAAUUUAUUAAAUGUAGCUUUCAUUGGAAAGUUAUUGUGUGCAUUUACUCAGUUGUUUUACAUUGAUGUUUUUGUAUGAACUAUUAAAAUAAUUUAAAUGAACCAUUUCCAUAACCAUGACUUAACGACAUGAAAUGCUGUUACAUUAUUAGCAUGUUAGAUAUCAUUAAUAUAUGGUAGGCUAUUAACGCCCACCCCCCCUCCCCCCCCCUCCCCGAAUUUGUAAAAGUAGGGUCUCAACAGCGUUUUUGUACCUCAAAUCACCAGGGAAUGUUCCACAGUGAACUUCUUCUCAAUGUUUUUGAAACACUAUGCAAAUUUUAAGUUUUUGCUAUAAGGGCAUGUAUGAUAAUCCUUUUAAUGAGCUUCUGAUUUCUAUUGAUUCUAUUCUUCUCUAGUCAAACUGAGAUUGGUGAUUCAGUGCGGAAAUCUACCAAUUUGCUGCUAACAAGAACUUUAAAUGGUGAGUGUAAUUUUAUGCAAAGAUUAUAUGUGUUACAAGACAGUUCUCGUUUAAAUUCAAAACUUUAUUGGAAUGGACAAGGCAUGUGCCCAGUGAAGUUCGAAGAUCGUCAUCUACUGUAACCACUUGACAAAGUCUUUGAAGCCUUUUGACAACGUUAAUGCAUUCCAUGUAAUGGAGAUGUGACGAACCAAUAUUAGGUUUUAUUACCCUUUACUAUACGACAAAUACAUUAAAAUUAGAGAUAAAGGCAUCCAAAAGUGCCUUGCACCAUACUAGGGAUGCUCCAAUGAUUGAAUUAGGAAACUACGUAAAUAGAAUAGUCAUGUGCUCCAUGAACAUACAUGUAUACAGUAAAAACCUGCGAGUAAGAAACUGCAUUUCCCAAGUUAGCCUAAACAGGUUCUUUCGUAAAUGGUAAUUAACGUGCAAAUUUAGGCUAUUUAGGUUCUUAGGUUUUUAUUUUCUGAAGAAAACAUACUUUGUAGCUACGAGUAUUUAGUGGAAUUCAGCUGAUCCCUUAUGUAAAAUCUGCUUACCAAUACAUUGCACUGUUGGAGUGAUAAGGCACCUAUGUCUCCAAAGAGGAUCCUGAAUGUUGACUAACAUGUGUCUUAUUUGCCCUUGUGUACAAAACUUUUUUUUUUUAAUAAGAACCUGUUUCAAAUCUUAGGCUAAACAGGUUCUUGUAUAGAGUAGGCCUGACUGGCAAAUUUUAGCCUAACGGGUUCUUCAAAACCAGGUUCUUACUCGCCGUUUUUUUACUGUAUUUGUUAAGAUAAAUGAUCUAAUUCGAUCUAAUGUCUUUGUGAGAGAUGACUUUUAACUUUAAGAGUUUGUUACCUUUCAGCUUGCGUCACAUCAGUUAUCAGAAAACCAGGAAUGUCAAUUCCUCAGGUUUGUUGAUCUCAUUGUCUUUCGUCUGUAGUUAUCAUUUCUACGGCUCUCUUGAUGUGAAACACCAAAAAAGCACAAGUUUAUGCUUUAGCUCCAAAGAGUAUUCCAAAAGUUCCGCUAGAGAAUAUGGUGUCAUUUGAAUGGUCACACCACAGUUUAUUCGCAAACCCAAAAUUUACAACUGUCACUUCAUAGAGUUUCAUCCACAGACUAGAAAGGUAGAACUACAUACGUAGUAAUUAUUGGAUGAGGCUGAUUGUGAUCGGAAGAAUUUUGCAGAUCGAGUUGGGUGUUAUGUGCCGAGGUCGAACACUAAGAGAAAUUGGCUGGGAGAUUUUAGCCAAUUAGAAAUGGAGAAAUAUUUUGAUUCAAUAAUAAUAUUAAAUAGCAACAUGUGAACGUACUGCUGAAGAGCUUUCAUUUGAGUAUUACACCGCCUGAUCUCUUCCAUACAGUGAAAAGCCAGUACUGUUUACUGUAUGUAUUAUAUUAGGCACAACAUUCAGUGUCAACUAAUGUUUUGCCAUUGACUCUUUCAAAUGUUUAUUAAUUUACUUCAGUUGGUUCAAAUGUCCAUCAACAGUAUUCAUUUGGAAGGAGCCUGUAAUCAUCUUGAGGAGUAUGUCACUGCCGUCACAGGGUAAGAACGUUUUUCAUCUUAUGGUGUUUGGCAGCUGCUGUGGAGUAGAAUAGCCAAACAUUUGAGCCUCUAUUAGUCUUAUCCACGGAUACAGGUCGUGGGGACGGCGGAAAGAAAAAUGAUCUGCCAAAAAAAUGAGGAAGUGGGGGUAGGGAGAGUCUCGACACCGUUCGCUAAAGGUUUGAAACCGAAAUAUCGGGCAAAUAUAAUCCACCAUUUUACUUUUGUUUUCUUUCUAUAUUGCUAUCUUACUUUCUUAAUUACUAUAUUGCUAUCUUUACUUUCUAUAUUACAGCUGUUGUGAAUACACUUGUUUAGUUGUACUGUUGGUUUCAACAAUUCUUUUUGUCAGAUUUAUUGCUACCAGUUAAGGCAAAACUGAACUGUAUAACAAAAGUGUUUUCUGUUUUUGUGUUCAGCACCUCCAGUGAGAGGAUAAACGUUUCUCGUGUCUACGGUCUGUCAUCUUUCAAGGUAAGUCUGUCCAGCAAGCUGUAAGAGAAAUUCCUUUCCUAUAUCUGUAAACCAAAGCUUUAGCUGUUCUUCAAACCAACUGAAAUGAGUAACUGAACAGUUACUGCCAAAGCGCAGGGGGCGUAAGUAGAAUAUCCAUCACUUUACCAUUGUUGGGGCGAAUAAUUGCGUUUAUUAUAUAGAAUAUCCAUCAAAAUUCAUAAAAACUAUCCGGGACCCGAGCAUAAUCUCACUGAUGGGUAAAUUAAUCGAUGUCAUUUUGUAUAUAAUAAAAGAACGUAUAUUUUCUCGUGGCAAAACCAAUAUUUUACUCACUCGGGCUGUUCAAAAGGCCCGAAAAUAUUUUCUCUUUUAUUUUCAAACGUAUACACGUAAUUCAAGGCAAAAUUUUCUCUUUUUAUUUUCAGUCUCCUCCUGACCCUCACCCGCAUAGAAAGGUUCCUCCCUGUUCACCUCCAAUCUGGGCAAUCAGAUUAGUUUGUAAGCAGCGAGACUCAUAAUCUGCAACGCGUUUUUGUUCGUAUUUAGGACACAGAAGGGGGGGGGGGGGGGUCAGUGUACCAGGUGUUCCUGGCGGAGACCGUGGAAACUGGGACUAAGAAUCGUUGCGUGAUCGAAGCCACGCAUGGUUUGCGAAGAAAUCUUAGAAAAGAUUAAAUUCAGAGCUUUUCGGAAACGUGUCGGUCCGCGAAUUCUAUCGCUUCAAAGCGUUGAUUACUUUGAAACAAGGAACACUACUGAGUCUUCGAAAAAAAAUAAGAAUCUUAAUUAGCAAAACUGCUAUGGUCGGGUGUUCUAAACUUUCAUUUUAUGCAAAUGGCUCUUGUGAUGAGCGUGCGGUUUAUUUUCGGGGGUGAUUGAAAUGACGUGCCAUGUAAAUCACUUCUUUGUUCUCUGGCAAUGAUGUAAUUUCUCUGGAAUCGAGGCCCUUGAAUUUUCGUGUAUUUGUACGCGCAUAUGGCCUGCUACCGCAGACGUAUUUCCGGUCGUCGCUAACAUGCGUAAUAAAUCAGUUCAGAAACAAAUAAAAAGUAUCGACGACGAUAAAGAAGGAAGUAAAAAACCUUUAGCGAGUAAAUCCUGUUUCAUGUAGAAUUAAUCGCCUCCUCAUUUCUCAAUCUAAUCUCCAAGGAGUGAGACUGAACGCUGCUGUAAGAGCGUUCUUGUUAUACAGUAAAAACCCGCGACUUAGGGCCUGUUUACAUGGAGUGGGGGACCCCGGUCUAGUGGGGUUGGUUUCUUUUGUUUUCACGCUCUAGGGGACACAAAACAAAAGAAACCUACCCCACUAGACCGGGGUCCCCCACUCCAUGUAAACAGGGUCUUGGAACCUGGGCCAAGUUGUUCGAACGCCAGUUAGUGCUAACCCAGGGUUAAAUUUUAACCCGGGCUUCUUUUUCCUUUUAUCAAAAACACACUAUCGGAUAAUAUUUUUAUUCUUUUUAGAGUAUCCAACCAUCAAAUUGUAGGCAAAGAGAAUUAAAUGAAUUUGUUUUUAAGCUCUCAUAUCUGAGUUAAAAAUUUCGCACUAACCCUAGGUUAUCUUAACCCAGCUUCGAACAACCCGGCCCUGGUUUUUAAGAACCUGCUAGACUAAAAUUAUUUUCUUGCAAAUGACCAUCGCGUUAAUUACUUCUCUCUUUUGAAGCCGUUCUCUAGCUUGUUCGGAGUAAAGUAGAGAGGGAGUUCGUUUUUCAGUUGAAAUAAGAUUUAAUUUUUAGAACGGAAAUUAUCGGUAUUGUUGUUAAGUUUUAUGUCCUUUGAUAUCAGGAUAUGAGAGCUGAGGCAGAGCAGCAAGUUUAUGACAGACUCAACAUGAAAAUAGGAGAAUUUAUCGACUUAGGUUUGUAUAAUAACACUGAUUCAUCUUGGCGCAACAACGUACAAAAAAAGCGCCCCAAGAGGCCCACCUGCCCCACCAUUUCCUUGAAUGAUUAGUAACCUUCUGUGAAACCUCGUUGUGGGAACGAGGUUGCCGUUUGUAAACUGGGAGAAAGUCGGUGCAGUGCUGAGUGCACUCGAUUGUUACUAAUGCGGCCUGGGUACGAAUCCCGGGGGCGGCGCCAUUGUUGUUGUUUUUCGCCUCUGCUCUAAGCGGUUUAUGACCGGGUACGUCGAUUUUCCUCCUCCUCAAAAACUAAUUCUUCCAAUUAAUUGAAUCAGGAAUGAUAAAGAACCACUAUGCCGAUGACCUAUACCCUGUCCACAGACGUUUUUCCUUUUUUCCGGCGAAUUUUGCGACUAACACUCCAACCCCAACCCCAAGCGCUAGCGGCCAAAAAAUCCCCCAUGAGUUUUAUUUUCAUACGCGCGCUCGAUAAUCAGUGAGGUGUACUAAAAAACUUUCUUCAUAUGUUUUGCAGCAAAUUAUAACUGGGUCCCAGAGAAGGCCAGAUUGCGUGCCAGUAGCUAUUUAGUAGAUCUUUUGGACUAUCUCCAAACCACGUUUUUAAACUUCACAACGUUACCGGUAAGUUGACCGACCACUUCUUGUUUCCUUGGUAAAACUUGGUUUCCAUAUAAUCGUCCACCAGUCGUUCUUAAAAAGUGUUCCGGUUAUGGAGACGAUGCUCGGAUUCCGGGAAGCAACUAUAGUGUCAUGCUAUUUGCUGUUGUUAAAAGCAAUGUCACGCUAUUUGCUAUGCAAUUUGCCAUGUUGUUAGAAGCUAUGUCACGCUUUUUGUCAUGUUUUAAAAAAUUAAAAGCUAGCUGUUUACUACGUUGUUAAAAGCAAUGUCACGCUAUUUGCUAUGCAAUUUUCCAUGUUGUUAGAAGCUAUGUCACGCUAUUUGCCAUGUUUUUAAAAGCUAAAUCACGCUGUUUACUACGUUGUUAAAAGCUAUGUCAUGUUAUUUGCCAUGUUAUUGAAAGCUAUGUCACGCUAUUUGCCAUGUUGUUAAAAGGUAUGUAACGCUAUUUGAGCUAUGUCACGCUAUUUGCUAUGUUGUUAAAGCUAUGUCACGCUAUUUACUGUUUCUAAAAAGCUAAAUCGUGUUGUCGAAUUAAAAGACACUGAAGUUGUUUCCUGUCGCCUCUUGCUAAGGAUGGCAUGGGUGGACAUGGAUCGAAACUUGAAAAAGUUGAACCCGUGUUUUCAAGUUUUAAUGCAAUGCCUGCAAAAGACGCACCAAACAAUGUGCUCCCUGAUGAAAUAUGUUUGGUAUCUUCUUCAUGAUCUACAGGAGCAUUUUGUGUAUGGGUAAAGGUACCAAACUGUAACGUUUUAAGCACAGAAGUGGCCUAAAAAAGCAAGAUCGUUGUGACAUAGCUCCUUUAAAGUUCAGCUUUGACAUGUUUGUUGUGGUACUUGUGCCUUACAGGGCAAUGUGGCACAGACUGCAUGUAUGUCUUCUUGUAAAUAUUUGGCCACUAAGCUCAGAGAGAUGCUACUGGAUGAGGAGGUAAGACCUCAGUCUGUGUUCAUUAGAGCGAUUUUUGUAUGACCUUGAAAAAUGGUUUCUGUAAGUGCUUGUUAUUUCUUUUAUCAACCAAUGGAUGAAAAGAUCAAAACAUGGACUCUCCGUUUUCCCGCCAAAGAAAACCUUUAUAUGGAGAAGGGAUUGUUCGAUUGGCCAAUCGUGUUGCAGUGUGACUUCAAAGCGAAGUGUCGUUUGAUUUCUAGAAAGUUCAGUGGCAUGAAGUUUUUUCACCCGAACGUUCGUUUAACCAACCAAAAGCCACGCGCGUUUGUAUCCGUUCGAUAAACCAAUCAAAUCGCUCUAUUUCCGUUCGUCUGUUGUUUCUGUUUUAUUCGCGCGUUUUCAUUUCAAGGUUAUACGAAAAUCGAUCUAUCGUUAAUUUGCUAGAUCUGAGUAGAUCCAAUAGUUGUUUUGAAGUUUUCUCGAUUGAAUUGGUUGCUUCUCCUUUAGUCUUGAUAUAAUUCUUAAGUAUCAGGUUUUUUUAUGGCUUGACCAAACCUUUCUUUUAUUAACGUCUCAGUGACUAAUUGUAUUCCUCCACUGUUUCUAGGUGAAGCACAUGAAUGCUCAUGGCUUGGAGGGUUUCAAUCAGGAUCUUAGAAAGUGCGAAGGUAAACUGAUGUUUACUCAUCCCCUUUGGGCGAUUUGGCGAGACCGUAUUUCGCGGGGUUUUAUUUUUGCUAUUUCAAUAGGCAAUUAUGAAAAAAGGACAUUAAAUUUCAAGGCUCAAGCAUUCUCAAUUAAAUAUAUUUUAUUUUUCAAAAAGUCUGAACUUAUCAAAAUUUCUAGAUUAAGUGGAACAAACGAAACACAUAUUAAAGAAUCUCUACUUGUAGAUUCUCUCCUCCAUAUGUGAAAAAAUAUAUGCCAUACAAAAUAAAGGAACUUUAUACAAAAUGGAACUUCCCAGUAGAACCAGUUAAUAUACUGGAAGAUGUACACUUUAAAGAUGUAAAAAGUAGUAACGUUCCCAACGAUUUUGAGGAUUAUUGUAGUUUAUUUGCCUUUCUUCCCUCAAUGUCCCGCCCCCCUAUUUAAAUUCAUGCGCUGUGAGGGAGCCUGGGAAAGAAUUAGCAGGCUUGUACUUGAAUACUCACUUAAAUCAAAUAAAGUGUAGAUUGGACGCAUGAAUAAACCCUUUUUUCAGAGUUCGUCAACUCAAAUCCCGUGGAAGGCAUAAGUGAUGGCAUCCUGCAGAUGACAUUUAUGGAACUCAGACAGGUACCGUUGAUAUCAUAGUAUCUUAGGAUGUUUGUGUUGUGUUUGUGUGUUAAAAUACAGUUCAUUGGCUGAAAGGUAUUGGAACAUUGUUGUCUUAUUUUGUUUGGUUUUACAAAAUAUUUUUUGUCAAACACGCUCCAUCGUUUCCUAAUUAUUGAGAACUUUUAAAAUGUGAUAGUGCUUUAUGACAUCGGGAAAAAAGUAUCUCCUGGAAAUAACCGCAGAGAGUUAACCUGCGAGCAGAGGCUACAUUUUCGCGUUAUUAUGAGCUCGCAGGGUACGUUCGUAUGCGAGAAUUUGGCGCAAAGGGAUGCAUGAAAGCUCAGCAAGACUAACGCAAUGUUCUAAACCGGUCAAGAACAAUUUAUUUGUCCAAAUGUCUGGACGGAUUUGAACGGUGGUCGGCAGAGGCUACUUUUUGCACGCCAGCUCAUACCACGAAAAUGUAGCCUCUGGUCGCAGGGUACAGAGAGUUGGUAAACACAACCAAAGUGAAGGCGAGGAAAAUCUCAACAUCACUCUUUAACUUUUAAGACUGCCUAGAAAAAACAUAACACAAUGUAAAAGGUACUGGCAUUGUUAAGUUACUGUCUAGUAAACUUGAGCCCGAGUAGUGAUGAUGGACGGUUUGUUUGUUUUCUGUUGCUAAUCAGUUGAUAGAUUUGCUGUUAAAUGAAGACUGGUCCACAUACUUUGCUGAUCAUGGCACUACCACCAGUAAAUACAGUCGAGUGAACCCUAGCGUGGUAAUAAAACUCCUAGAGAAGUAAGUGACGUAAGAAUCUAUGGGGUGGGUGGGGUGUGUGGACUUAAAUGUUAGUGAGGAUAGCUUUGCUGAUUAUACCCCAGCGUGGUAAUAAAAUUCUUAGGGAAGUACGUGACGUAAGAAUCUGUGGGGUGGGUGGGGUAGCUGGACUUAACUUUUAGUAAGGAUAGCUUUUCUAGUGCAAAGUUUUUGUUUGACCAAGAAAAAAAUGUCACCACAUAUUUUUCUAUUGACACUACCAAGGAAAGGUAUCAAGCAAAAGGGCCAAUCUAAAUAGUCAAAACAAAACUUGCUUUAUCUGAGUUGUGUCCUCUUCGUUAUAAACUUCCUCCCAAUUUUAAAGGAACAAGAUGGUCAGUGCGGUGAGAAUGGAAAUUGGGACCCGCUGAUUUCAAAUGCAGUGUCUUAGUCAAGCGGAUUAUGGCACCCUUAUAAAAUGGUUGCGUGAAUUUUGCAAGUCUGAGUGCCGUGUUCCCUUAAUGAUAAACAGAGAUGUCUUUUUUAAACGGAUGUUUCUUGAAUCUGAUUUUUUUCCUCCUAGGAUGAUGGACACGGGAAAGAAACGAAUGUUAGCGAUAAAAAAGGCCGACCGAGAUCGUAAAAAACUCAAUGAGACAAUUCUGAAAAGACUGAAAACCCUUGAUGCCGAAUCUUCGGGAGCGUCGAUGAUGUAAUGUGCUCUACACUCCGGCAACAAGAUGCAACAAUCUUACCUGUAAACAAAGGUGUGAAGAAUACCUGUAAGAGAUGAGAGAUCGUGGCAACAUCUCGUUCGAAGAUGACAUUUCAGUGAUAAAUCAUGUGCAGUGCACACAGGGACGCGUAGGGGGAAAAUAUUGCGGGACACGAGUCCAGUUCUCCAACCAAAGAAUUCUGAUUGAGGUCCCCGAUUGUCUAUUGACUCAAGUAUUGAUUCCAAUGAAGGGAAGAGUUGCACAAUCUUACAAACAAAGGUUCAUGUCGCAAUUGAAGCAAUUUGCUUCCGCGACAUUCACCUACGAACAUAUGUGACGUCUAUGCAACAAAUUUGUUCUAAAAUACAGAAACAACCCGCGAGUAAGAAACAGCGUUUUCCCAAGUUAGCCUAAACAGGUUCUUACUUAAAUGGUAAUAAUUAGCAAUUUAGUCUCUUUAGGUUCUUAUUAAAUGGGUUCAUUCGUAAUUUCUGAAGGAAAAAAAUAUAUUUUAGCUGAAAAUAUUAGUGGUAUUUAGCUUAUUCCUUAUAUGAAAUCUACAUACCAAUACAGUGCAGUUGGAGUGAUAAGGUAGCUUUGUAUCCAAGGAAGAUCCUGAAUGUUGACUUAUCUUAUUUGUAACGCCCAAAAACCCCCUCCGUUAAAUCGCCCCUCCGAAUAUAAGGCCCCUUUAGGCUUGCCCUCGAAUACAAAGGCAAAGCAAAAAUGGUUUGAAAAAUAUAAGCCCCGGGGUCUUUAAUUUGCCCAAGUAAGUGUCUUAUUUAGAGGGGUCUAACUAAUAAAUGUUAGCCUAACAGGUUCUUAAAAACCAGGUUCUUACUCGCGGGUUUUUACUGUAUCUGUUGCGCAUAUUUCAAGGUCUUUCCCGUUCCUGUCGUCCUUUUAGCUUGAAUUGACUUUUCUCGGGACAAGAGAUAGAGGCAAGGAAGGCGCUUGAAAAGAGUUUAGCAAAUGCCUGUACAAAACGGGAAUUUUUAAGUUCUAUGAACUACACCUAUCUAUGCGGUUGGUUUAAUGUGGCUUUGCUGACUGUAAGCGGCAAAACAUCAACGUGCAUGGCAGUGUUGUCAAGAUAUGUAAGUGUAAUGCCUUAUCCUGAUACUUUGUGGUUUUCCUCUUUGAAACCUAUGAAGCUCACUGCAGAUUACAGCAAAGUUUUAUAUUGAUAUUUACAGCCCCCUCAGUAUACUCAUCAGCCCCAGUUUAACUCUCGCUGCUGUCCCAUGUUUGAUUAUCGUGAACGUUUUGCUGGGCAGGCCUUAAUGACCCCUACCACAACGUUUCGCAGUUUUAGUCUAAUGCCGAUCUUGCGGCUGUUUCACACCACCGUACAACAACGUGAGAUUCGGUAACAUGCUGAGAAGAGUUUAAACUCUUUUAAGCUUUGUCUCAGCUUUGUCACAGUUCUCUUGUCCUCGAAAAGUUGAGGCUGAUUUUUGUUCGCCUCGUACAUGCGCAGUGUAACUAAUUUAGUAGCCUGCGAACGGC